GGCUGCGAGGAGCGGCGGCGAGGGCACCGAGGGCACCGAGGACGGCUGGGGUCCGGCUCGGCCAUGGCGGGCGCGCUGGUGCGGAAGGCGGCGGACUAUGUCCGGAGCAAGGAUUUCCGGGACUACCUGAUGAGCACGCACUUCUGGGGCCCCGUAGCCAACUGGGGUCUUCCCAUUGCCGCCAUCAAUGACAUGAAGAAGUCUCCCGAGAUUAUCAGUGGGCGGAUGACGUUCGCCCUCUGCUGUUACUCCCUGACCUUCAUGAGAUUCGCCUACAAGGUGCAGCCCCGCAACUGGCUCCUGUUCGCCUGCCACGCGACCAACGAGGUGGCCCAGCUGGUGCAGGGAGGACGCCUCAUCCAGCACAAGAUGAAAAAGAAGGCUUCAGCAUAACAAGGGAAAGGGAGGAGCUGGUGCUUGGAGGGCAUUGCUGGCUGCUGAGUCACAGACCCGUCAUUGUCAUCGAAUGGAAUGGCCCUGUUUAGGAAGAUGCUGCGAAGGCUGUGUUUAUACCCGGCGAUUUCUCGCAGGAACAGCCAGGCGGACGCCGCCUCGCAAGAACUGAACACUUCGUUUCUCCUAGGGCAGUCCCCGCACGCCACCAUGUGGUCACCCUGGGUGGUCCUGUCUGCAGGAACGGGAAGGUUCUCUGCAGCGUCUACUUCUCGGAAAACGGAGGAGAGCAAAUGUGUAACGUUUAGAACCCGAGUACUCAGAAUGCUUGACAUCUUGUUGAAUGAGAAACCGACGCCGGCACAUCCGUAAAAUCCCAUCCCCAGGGUCUGAGAAGUAGCUGUGUCCACGCAAUGUGUCUCUAGAUGCUGCACCUUAAUGGCAAUAAAUGAUCUGAAUAUUUGCCAAAUGA
Molecule: messenger RNA, 865 nt
Organism: Molossus molossus (Pallas's mastiff bat)
Lineage: Eukaryota; Metazoa; Chordata; Mammalia; Chiroptera; Molossidae
Gene: MPC1
Product: mitochondrial pyruvate carrier 1
Exons: 5
Coding region: 64-393 (109 amino acids)
Biological process (GO): pyruvate import into mitochondria
Cellular component (GO): mitochondrial inner membrane
Source: RefSeq, a predicted model, not a curated record